Molecule: messenger RNA, 1507 nt
Organism: Lemur catta (Ring-tailed lemur)
Lineage: Eukaryota; Metazoa; Chordata; Mammalia; Primates; Lemuridae
Gene: HABP4
Product: hyaluronan binding protein 4
Exons: 8
Coding region: 140-1384 (414 amino acids)
Biological process (GO): positive regulation of RNA splicing; positive regulation of translational initiation
Cellular component (GO): nucleus; cytoplasm
Molecular function (GO): RNA binding
Source: RefSeq, a predicted model, not a curated record
GGCGGGUGCCGGGAGGGACCGGACCGGGUCGGGUAGGGAGGGCGGCGGCGGAGGCGGGCGGGAUGGGUCCUCGCCGCCGGUUUUGCUGAGACUCGUUCGCGUGGGCUGCCCGCGGCUGGCCCGCAGUGGCCGCGGCGGCAUGAAGGGCGCUUUGGGGAGUCCCGUGGCCGCGGCCGCCGCCGGCUCCGCGAUGCAGGAGAGUUUCGGCUGCGUUGUGGCCAACCGCUUCCACCAGCUGCUGGACGACGAGUCGGACCCGUUCGACAUCCUGCGCGAGGCCGAGCGCCGGCGCCAGCAGCAGCUGCAGCGCAAGAGGCGCGACGAGGCGGCGGCGGCCGGGGCCAGCAGCCGCGGCGGCAGGAGCCCGGCCGGGGCCUCGGGCUACAGACCCGGCGCGGGCGGCUGCCGGAGGGAGUCCCAGAAGGAGCGCAAGAGCCUCCCGGCUCCCGGCGCCCAGCAGCCGGACAGCCCCGGGGGCGGCCCGCAGCCGCCCGGCCAGAAGCGAACUCCCAGAAGAGGGGAGCAGCAAGGAUGGAAUGAUAACCGGGGCACAGAGGUGACACUUGACAGAGCCGAGCGGAGACCCUACAGGGAAUAUCGACCCUAUGAGACUGAGAGGCAGGCGGACUUUACAGCUGAGAAGUUCACAGAUGAAAAGCCAGUUGAUAGGUUUGAUCGGGACAGGCCACUGAGAGGACGUGGAGGCCCGAGAGGGGGGAUGCGAAGCAGAGGCAGAGGUGGUCCCGGGAACAGAGCUUUUGACACUUUUGACCACAGAGGGAAACGAGACUUUGAAAGAUAUGGUGGGAGUGAUAAAAUAGCAAUCAGAACUGAAGACAACAUGGGUGGAUGUGGAGUUCGCACCUGGGGAUCAGGUAAAGAUACCAGCGACAUGGAGCUGACUGCACCCAUGGAGGAGUCCACAGCGAUGGAGGAGCAGGGCACCCUGGAAGAGGAAUCUCCAGCCAAAGUUCCUGAGUUGGAGGUAGAAGAAGAAACUCAAGUUCAAGAGAUGACCUUAGAUGAGUGGAAAAAUCUUCAAGAACAGACUAGACCAAAGCCUGAAUUUAACAUCCGGAAACCAGAAUCUACUGUUCCUUCCAAAGCAGUGGUGAUUCACAAGUCAAAAUAUAGAGAUGAUAUGGUAAAGGAUGACUAUGAAGAUGAUUCCCAUGUCUUCCGGAAAGCCACCAAUGACAUCACAUCCCAGUUGGAGAUUAAUUUUGGUAACCUCCCUCGUCCCGGGCGUGGAGCCAGAGGUGGCACCCGGGGAGGCCGGGGAAGGAUCAGGAGGGCAGAGAACUAUGGACCCAGAGCAGAAGUGGUGAUACAAGAUGUUGCUCCCAACCCAGACGACCCUGAAGACUUUCCUGCUCUGGCCUGAGCGAGCCGAGCCCUGUUUCCCCAGCGACCGAGCAGGGUUAGCGUACCUAUGAAGAGACUUUUCUUGCUGUGGGAAGAGAGUCAGACUCUAAGGACAAUAGAUGUUGCUUUUCCCGUGUGUGAA